Molecule: messenger RNA, 372 nt
Organism: Pecten maximus
Lineage: Eukaryota; Metazoa; Mollusca; Bivalvia; Pectinida; Pectinidae
Product: centrin-3-like
Exons: 5
Coding region: 1-372 (123 amino acids)
Biological process (GO): spindle pole body duplication
Cellular component (GO): microtubule organizing center
Molecular function (GO): calcium ion binding; microtubule binding
Source: RefSeq, a predicted model, not a curated record
AUGCCAGCUGAGUUUGCACUGAAAAAAGGUAAAAAGAAAAAGAAGAGGGAGCUAGCUGAGGAACAGAAACAGGAAAUCCAAGAGGCUUUUGACUUGUUUGAUACAGACAAAGACCGUGCCAUUGAUUACCAUGAACUCAAGGUAAGGUUUUUGACGGAUAUGAUGCUGGAGAGAGAUCCGCAAGAGGAAGUACAGAAAGGAUCCAAACUGUUUGAUGAUGAUUUGUCUGGGAAGAUAUGCCUCCGUAACCUCCGCAGAACAGCCAGAGAGUUGGGAGAAAAUAUGACGGAUGAGCAAUUACGAGCUAUGAUUGAUGAGUUGGAUAGAGAGGCAGAUGGUGAAAAAAGGAAGAAAGCAGAAGAGAAGGUGUAG